Blepharisma stoltei is the source of this 1632-nucleotide messenger RNA. The record is from the annotation of a GenBank genome assembly. NCBI's taxonomy places the organism in Eukaryota, Ciliophora, Heterotrichea, Heterotrichida, Blepharismidae.
AUGGAAGAAGCCAAACCUGAAAAAAUUUACGAAUUUCCUAUUCAAGGUGAAGUCAAUAAACUUCCCAUCCAUCCCGACAUGAGUCUCCGGUCUGCAGACACUACCGGCAACACAAAAAUAACUACUCAGAAAAUUGAAAUCUUCAAACAAACAAAGCAAACCACAAAAUCAGAUUUUGAAUCAGAAGACCGAAAGCCAUUUUUUGAGCUUCCAUUAGAUGAGUCUAACAAAGAAGAAGAAAGAUGGGAAGAUUUUUUGCCUGAAAACUUUAAGAGAUUUUCAACAGAAAUGAAAACAGAAAAAUUCUCAGUGAAGCCUGACUAUAAAAGAUUUCAGUCAAUGCCUGACAGAUUUGAAGAAGUCAAACUGGCAAGGUCAAGCGUAAGGGCUGCCUUAAUAGAAGAAGAUGCACAAGCAGAAAUAUACAAAGUCAAAGCUGAGACUCUGCCGGAUACAGAAAUUUCUGCAAACCUUUGUGAAGUGACUAUAAUGAGCAAGCCAAUUACAGGGGCGUCUACCAAUAAGAUAACUCUCGGAAAAUAUAUAUUGAGAACUAUGCCACUAGACUGGACUGUAGAAAGAGAGACUAAUGAUUUUUAUUGGCUAAGAGAUAUACUUGCAAGAACUUUUCCUGGAGUUUAUGUACCGCCAAGGCUACCCAAACGUUUUACUACUAGAAACGUGAUGGAUACAAAUCGAAAAGAUCAGAGGUUCUUAACUCGAUUUAUGAAAAAUAUUCUAUCCCAUCCAUUAUUAAGCAGGUCCUUAUAUCUUGUUCAUUUUUUGAAAGAAAAUGAUAACUUGAAAUAUAAUUUAUUUAAAACGCAGACUAGCACUUUUCGUGAGCCAUCGACUACUGAUGAAUUGCCUUCUUUAGAGGGUUUUGUAUGAAUCAACCCUUCAACUUCGCAAGACCACACUGAAAGAUUAAGAGAUUAUGUCAAUUCUGCAAUAGAAAUCCAAAGGAGAAUUAAACGCCAAGCAAAUAAGCUUGAAAAACAGCUCCAUAAUACAUCUGAGCUUAUGCUAGAGCUCAAGGAGUCAAUGAAUGAUAUGGAAAGACUGCAAAUGCUUUCUCAGACGAAUUUAAAUGUAGAAAUAUUUAGAGCUCUUCAAGGUGUUUUAGGGACGCUUGCAAAAAGUGAUGAAAAAAGAGCUGUUUUUGUUAAAGACCAUAUAAGCACUUUAUUUAAAUUCACAUAUAAUGAAAGCAUCCCAUUUAGAGAUUUAAUUAAAGAUAGAGAAAGACAUUUGAAUAAAUACCAGAAAGAAAAUAGGAGGCUUCGAGGAAAAAAAGAAAAAUUGUGGAAUAAUGGAGAUAUACUUAAAUGGGAGCUUGAUCCGAGUGUUACUAAUAUAAACGUUGCAGCUAUGAAAAGCGACAAAGAAGUUGCGAUUCCGAAAAUGCUUCACCAAGAAACAAAAGAUGUAGAAAAGCUCAAAGAUAGAUACGGAUACCAUAAUUAUAAACUCAGAGAAGAAACUAUGUGGUUUAUACCUUUCACAACAAGGAGGAAUAUAAUGGAAUUAGAGACAUACGCAAAUAAAGAAAUUAAAUCACAUACAAAACUUAAAAGUGUUUGGGUUGAGUUCAUAGAUAGACUCAACAAAAUUGACGAACAAAUUAAAUAA